GUCUCUGAGGGGCGGCGGGGGCGCUCCCGCCAUUUUCCCGCCGGUGCUCCGCCAAGCGCCACUGGUCGUCGUCGGUCGGUGUCGUCGGCCUCUCCUCGGUGCCGGGCGAUGGCACCGCUGCUGGGCCGCAAGCCCUUUCCGCUGGCCAAGCCCUUUCCGCUGCCAGCGCCGGCCGAAGGGGAGUCGCCGCGGUCGCCGGCGGCGGACCAGGAGCCGGAGCCGCCGGCGCGCUUCGUCAUCGCUCACACGCAGGAGGCCUUCCGCAGCAGCGAAGAGUACGAAGCACGGCUAGAGAAAUACAAUCAACGAAUAUGGACCUGCAAGAGUACUGGCAGCAGUCAGCUGACACACAAAGAAGCCUGGGAGGAGGAGCAGGAAGUUGCUGAGCUACUGAAAGAGGAAUUCCCAGUCUGGUAUGAGAAACUUGUCCUGGAAAUGGUGCAUCAUAACACAAUCUCCUUAGAAAAACUGGUGGACUCUUCCUGGCUAGAGAUCAUGACCAAGUUUGCUGUGGGGGAAGAGUGUGACUUUGAGGUUGGGAAAGAAAAAGUGUUGCGAGUAAAGGUGGUAAAAAUACAUCCUCUGGAGAAAACAACAGAAGAGGAGACAGCAGAGAAAAAAACCAAUGGGGCCUGUGAUUCCCCAUCAAGCGACAAAGAGAAUUCCAGCCAGGUGGUUCAGGACAACCCAAAAGUGCCGGCAUUGAAAGAAGAUGACAGUCGACGAGAGAGUCUGAGUGACCGGGCACGCCGAUCUCCUCGGAAGCUUCCAACUUCUCUGAAGAAGGAAGAAAAGAAAUGGGUGCCUCCAAAGUUCUUGCCACAUAAAUAUGACAUCAAACUGCAAAAUGAAGACAAGAUCAUCAGCAAUGUUCCGGCAGACAGCUUAGUUCGCACAGAGCGGCCUCCCAACAAGGAGAUCCUGCGCUACUUCAUCCGCCACAAUGCCCUUCGGGCGGGCACGGGCGAGAACGCCCCCUGGGUGGUUGAGGACGAACUGGUGAAGAAAUACUCCCUCCCCAGCAAGUUCAGUGACUUCUUGCUUGACCCACAUAAAGUGAGAAAUAAGUAUUUGACUCUCAAUCCCUCAACAAAGAGGAAGAGCACUUCAUCACCUGAUAGGAAGCCCUCCAAAAAGCCCAAGUCAGAUGGUUCUUCUCCAGGCCAGGGGCUGAGCCCCUCACUGUGGUGCAGUGUGCAUUUGAAGAAGCCAGUUCUGGGCUCCCCACUGAAAGUCAAGAAUGCCAAGAACCCUAAAUCUGCCACAGAAGAGUUGGAGAAUGUGAUGAAAAUUAUGUCACCUGGGAAACUUGGUAAUAGCUUCAACAAGAAGCGGCUUGGGAAACCCUUAGACCCAAAGCAGAAAAACAAGAAGCUUCUGAACGGGCAGAAAAAUCCUGGAAAAACCAGAUCUCCCAAGAAGGAGUCCAAGAUGAAAAUGAAGCAGAUGACACUGCUGGACAUGACGAAGGGCACAUCCAAGGUGUCAAGAGCCCCAAGGAAUUCAGGAGGCGGCCCCAGGUCUUCCACCAAACCCCCAAAACAUCUCCCACCUGCAGCACUUCACCUCAUUGCAUACUACAGAGACAAUAAAGACAGGGAGGACAAGAAAAGUGCCCUUUCCUGUAUUAUCUCCAAGACUGCCCGGCUGCUCUCCAGUGAGGAUCGCGCCCGUCUUCCUGAGGAGUUGCGGGGUAUAGUACAGAAGCGCUAUGAACUCCUUGAGCAUCGGAAGAACUGGGCUUCCAUGACAGAGGAUCAGCGGAAAGAGUACCUGAAGGAGAAACGGGAGAAGUUGAAGGAAAAGCUGAAAGAAAAAGCCAAAGAGCGUCGGGAGAAAGAGAUGAUGGAGAAAUUGGAGAAGCAGAAGCGUUACGAGGACCAGGACAUCAAAGGGAACAGCCUACCUGCUUUUAAGUUGGUGGAUACUCCAGAAGGGCUCCCAAACACCCUUUUUGGUGAUGUGGCCAUGGUGGUGGAGUUCCUGAGCUGCUACUCCGGGCUGCUGCUUCCAGAUGCCCAGUAUCCCAUCACAGCCGCUUCCCUCAUGGAAGCCCUGUGUGCUGAGAAGGGUGGAUUUCUGUACUUGAAUAGGAUCCUGGUCAUUCUCCUACAGACCCUGCUACAAGAUGAGAUUGCGGAAGACUACCUUGAACUGGGCAUGAAACUGUCUGAGAUUCCCCUCACACUGCACUCUGUUUCUGAACUGGUCCGCCUUUGUCUGCGCAGGUCAGACAUACAGGAGGAAAGUGAUGUUUCAGAAAAUGCAGAAGAGAACAAAGAUAUGGCUGCCUUUGAGGACAAUGAGGUGCAGGACGAGUUCCUGGAGAAACUGGAGACAUCAGAAUUUUUUGAACUGACCUCUGAGGAGAAGCUGCAGAUCCUCACAGCACUUUGCCACCGGAUUUUGAUGACCUAUUCAGUGCAGGAUCACAUGGAGGCAAAGCAGCAGAUGUCGGCUGAAUUGUGGAAGGAGCGGCUGGCAGUGCUGAAAGAGGAGAAUGACAAGAAGAGGGCAGAGAAGCAGAAACGGAAGGAGAUGGUUGCCAAGAACAAAGAGAAUGGUAAGGAGGAGAGCAGCUUGGGGAGAGGAGAGAAGAAGAAAGGGGAACAGGAGAAAGUGCUCAAGAUGGAGCCACGGGUGGAGAUGGAAGCAGAGGACAUGAUCAGCACCGUCAAGAGCCGGAGGCUCUUAGCUAUCCAGGCCAAGAAAGAGAAGGAGCACCAGGAGAUGCAGAUGAGAGUAAAACUUGAGAGGGAAGCAGAAGAGGAGAGAAUUCGCAAGCACAAAGCUGCAGCGGAAAAGGCCUUCCAAGAUGGUAUCGCCAAGGCAAAGCUGGUCAUGCGCAGGACACCCAUUGGCACAGACCGCAAUCACAACAGGUAUUGGCUCUUUUCUGAUGAGGUACCAGGUUUAUUCAUAGAGAAGGGCUGGGUUCAUGAUGGCAUCGAUUAUAGUUUUACGCCUCCAAAUGAGGAAGAGGAGGAGGAGGAAGUGGAUGAAGAUGAUGACGACUACCAGCAAGAGACACAGGAGACACUGGUAGAAGGCAGCGUUUUGAACACUCCGCAGGGGGUCCUGCCCAUUCCAGAAAUCCCCGUUGAGACCACAGUGCCCAAACAAGGACAGAACCUGUGGUUCCUCUGUGAUAGCCAGAAAGAGCUGGAUGAGCUGCUGGCUUGCCUGCACUCUCAGGGUAUCCGAGAGAGCCAGUUGAAAGAUCGGCUGCAGAAGAAGUACCAAGACAUAACACAUUCCAUUCACUUGGCCCGGAAGCAGAACCCAGGCCUGAAGUCCUGCAAUGGCACCCAGGAGCUCCUGAACUACUUGCGCAGUGAUCUCAUUGAAGUUGCCACUCGGCUGCAAAAAGGGGGCCUGGGGUACAUCAACGAGGCAGAGUUUGAAAGCAGGGUUUGUUCGCUGGAGAAUUUGAAGGAUUUUGGGGAAUGUGUGGUUGCCCUCCAGGCAAGCGUCAUCAAGAAGUUCUUGCAAGGCUUCAUGGCCCCCAAACAGAAAAGGAGGAAGCCUCAAGGAGAGGAUGCGGUCGCCAAGGCUGAGGAGGUGGAUGAAGAGAAGAAGGUGGCGGAAGAAGCUAAGGUUGCUUCAGCUGUGGAGAAAUGGAAGAUGGCCAUUCGUGAGGCACAGACCUUCUCGCGCAUGCAUGUGCUGCUGGGCAUGCUGGACGCCUGCAUCAAGUGGGACAUGUCGGCAGAGAACGCCCGGUGCAAAGUGUGCCGCAAGAAAGGUGAGGACGACAAGCUCAUCCUGUGCGACGAGUGCAGCAAAGCCUUCCACCUGUUCUGCCUGAGGCCUGCCCUCUACGAGGUCCCGGAAGGCGAGUGGCAGUGCCCGGCUUGUCAGCCCUCCGUGGCCAGGCGCAGCUCUCGGGGCAGGAACUACGCCGAGGACUCGGUUGAAGAGGAGAGUGAAGCUGGCGAGGAAGAAUCGGAAGAGGAGGAGGGGGAGGAGGAGGAGGAGGAGGACUAUGAAGUCGCUGGAUUGAAAUUGAGGCCCAGGAAAGCAGCCAAGGGGAGACAAGGGGGCAUAGCUGCGGAUCCCCCGAGGCGGGGCCGGCAUCAAGGCAAGAAACGGACGCUCCCUGUCCCCCGAGGGUCCCGGCAGCAGCCCGCAGCCGUCAGCGAUGCCAACAUUGAUGAGCUGGUGCUUCAGACGAAGAAGAUCUCUCGCCGGCAGGCCCUGGAGUUGCAGAAGUGUGAAGACAUCCUCAGCAAGCUGGUCAAGUACCGCUUCAGCUGGCCGUUCAGGGAGCCCGUGACCACCGAGGAGGCGGAGGAUUACUUCGAGGUGAUCAGCAGCCCCAUGGACUUCCGGACCAUGCAGAGCAAGUGCUCCUGCGGCAGCUACCGCUCCGUGCAGGACUUCCUCUCCGACAUCAAGCAGGUCUUCGCCAACGCCGAGCAGUACAACCAGAACGGCAGCCACGUCCUCUCCUGCCUCGAGAAGACGGAACAGUGCUUGAUAGACAUGCUGCACAAGCAGCUGCCUGGCCACUCGUACACGCGCCGGCGGUGCAAGCGGCCGCUGGCCCCGCCGAGCCAGGGACUCGAGGGGGCCGACGGGGACAGUGAUCCAGAAGCCCUGGAGUACUCGAGGGGGCGGAAGAGGAAGAAAUGAGGGGCGGAGGCCCCGUCGGAUCAGGCCUCCCGCAGGCUGCAGCCAGGCCAGCUGCCCCGGUGGAGCUGGGAGGUGCCCUGUCUCCCCCUCCGUUCGCUCUAGUUUAACGCUCAGCAGCUUCUCAAAGAGUGCGCGUUCCACUUGGAAGCAGACAGGUGGAGCAGUGGCUCCUUAGCAGUGCACGGACCACGGGUGGCAGGGCUGAGCGAGUGGGCCGGGCUGGAGGGCUGCUGCCUUCCCCUUCUCCAUUGUCCUCUUGGCGAAGGACGAGAGCCUGUGGGCCACGGAAGGAUGUUUGUAUCUAGGGGCCACUCGUGGCGUGGGCCAGCACUUGCUUCCCUGGGGCAAUCACUGUUCACCAGCAUCUCUGCAGACCAGUUUGGGCGACGGGGUUCCCUCCCCCUCCAGCCUCUUCAUUUUGGAGUGGCGGGGGGCUUGCUCCUUCCCCCUGUGGGAAAUAGCGUGCGGUGGAUCCUGCAGCUGUGCUCGGGAUGAGGAGCGUGGCUUCUCUGACUUUGUAAUCCCCUUUUUCUAGUUCGGGAAAGAUUCUCAUUUCCAGCAGUGACCCCUGUACAAAGAAUGCUUUGUAAGAUACAGCCGUCUUGGCUUUGACCAUGUACUGUACAGUUUAUAUGAGGAUGUGUUUGCUUUAUAUCUUCCCUGCCCCUCUAUAAACCACUUGUUUUUUCUUAGAUAAAGUAGUUGGAGUUAACCCAGGGAAAUCCAUCAGGGUUGCACACUUUGUAGACUUGCUCUUGGCACCUUUUAUAAUCACGCCCUCUCCACCGGCCCCACUCCCCUCCUCGUGUUGGAUUCCGGAUCAGGUCGGAGGCGGCUCUGGCCCCGCACAGGGAUGGGGCGAGCCCUGUGGCAGCCUGGCCCGCCUCGUGCGGCUCUGUGUGGUUUCCUUUUAUCGUUGCCCUUCCUGCAUUUUGAGGAGCGUUUUUCAUUGGUUUGGGACAUAAGGAUGCCAGAUAAUGAACAAGGCAAGGGUUCUCGUGCCACUUCGGCGGGUAGUGCAGCAAGUGAGAUGGCCGUGCGAAUCAUUUCUUCUUUGCGGGAAUUAACUUCCCCGGGUCGUUUCUGCCCAAAUAUCUCCAGGUCUCCAGUUCCCCUUUAGGCCAUGUUAACUGGCUGGCUGUAGCACUGAGGCCAAAAAAUUGUCCACCUUCUCAUUCUCCAGCAUUUCCUUUGUCGAGGUUUCUUUCUUUCUUUCUUUCUUUCUUUCUUUCUUUCUUUCUUUCUUUCUUUCUUGGCAGCCUCUACACAACAAAAAGGGGAACUUUUUUAAAUUUUGUUGUCUGAGGGAGGGGUAUUCUGCUAAGGGCUUUACUUGUAAUAAAUUGGAAAUACAAACAAAAACCA
Molecule: messenger RNA, 6000 nt
Organism: Varanus komodoensis (Komodo dragon)
Lineage: Eukaryota; Metazoa; Chordata; Lepidosauria; Squamata; Varanidae
Gene: BAZ1B
Product: bromodomain adjacent to zinc finger domain 1B
Exons: 19
Coding region: 109-4635 (1508 amino acids)
Biological process (GO): chromatin remodeling
Cellular component (GO): WICH complex
Molecular function (GO): histone H2AXY142 kinase activity; protein binding
Source: RefSeq, a predicted model, not a curated record